Messenger RNA from Centrocercus urophasianus (Greater sage-grouse), 825 nucleotides. RefSeq lists its product as uncharacterized. The transcript is spliced from 5 exons. Gene Ontology annotation, molecular function: peroxiredoxin activity. Bases 31 to 750 code for a protein of 239 amino acids. The record is from RefSeq and is a predicted model, not a curated record. Lineage: Eukaryota; Metazoa; Chordata; Aves; Galliformes; Phasianidae.
UGCGCUCCGCGGCGGCGACGGAGGACAGCCAUGAGCGGCUCCCGGCUGCUGCGCGGCCUGCCCCAGCAUCUUCCUUUCCUGGCCUCCGCGGGACUCCUGAGAAGGCCCCCCGUGGCUGCCCAGCGCCAUGCGUACAGCACCAAGGAUGACAGCUCUGUCAGACCUAUUGGGCGAUACCCAGUGCCAAAUAAGAAGGACAUGCCGUAUGAUAUCGUGGAGCUCAUGGAGGAAGUGGAAGUGAAGACUGGAUUUCUGCCCAACGUGUUCAAAGCCAUGUCUCACCGACCUGCUGAAUUCAGAGCUUUUUUUGCUUAUUACAAUGUCAUCAUGAACAAAGAGACAGGGCGACUCAGCAAAGCGGACAAGGAGCUCAUCAUUGUGGCCACAAGUGCUGUGAACAGAUGUCCCUACUGCGUGGUCGCACAUGGGGCGCUUCAUCGGAUAUAUUCCAAGCAGCCGACGCUGGCUGACCAGGUCGUGGUCAACUGGGAGCUGGCGGACCUGAGCAGCCGGGACCUGGCGAUGUUGGAGUUCGCCCUCGCAGUCUGCCGUGCAGAUAACAUCACAGAGGAGCACUUCCAGAAGCUGGAAGCGCACGGAUUUGACCGCGAAGACGCGUGGGACAUCGCCACCAUCACCGCCUUUUUUGCCAUGUCCAAUCGCAUCGCCCAUUUUGUCGAUUUGCGCCCCAACGAGGAGUUCUACAACAUGGGCCGGACGCCCCGCGAGGCGGGCAGGGACGGCGCCUGAGGCUGCCUUGCGGCACGGUUCCCUCGCGUUGUUUCGAACGUAUAUAAAAGCAACGAAUGCCGAUGGCGGUCACGA